UCACAACGUUGUCUGCUCGCAGUCCGUUACAACCAGCAGCUCUCGAAUACGCGGAUACCCGCGAAACUAAAAUUAAACACGCGCUUGGAGAGUAGGUGACCCUCCAGUCUACACCCAACUCAUAAGCAUGAACUUAACUAAUUUACACCAUUCCAGCACAAGUCAAAAACCAGGGUUCUUAAUUUGAUCGAACCUGAUUUAUUCUGAUUACUUUCAUAUGUUGCUUUGUUUGUUUGGUUUGUUUUUCACACAGUGAUUUCAACACAGUGAUUUGUUGUACAGGGUGGAGUAGCGACGCUGCGACGAUCAAGAACGGAUCCCAAUCCACCGGCUCAGACAACUGUGAUUUGAACACUGCCCUGAGGAGAACUCCGCAAAAAUGAACUUGGAGCAGCUGUCGGACGACUUUCUACUGACGGUGCUGCGGGAACUCCCCCUCCGAGACGUUCUCGAGUGCCGCCGCGUGUGCCGGAGGCUCGGGGCCCUGGCCCUCCAUCCGCGCGUGUGGCGGCACCGGAUCUUCGGCACGGCCGACCCGCUGCGGUUCCCCGCGCUGCGCGUGGCGCCGUGUGCCGCGGGCAUCACCAUCUACCUGCCCAAGCCGAAGCUGUUCCCGCUGUACGGCUCGACCAGGUGCGCGGUCGCGGCGCUCACGCUUUUGGUGAAGGCGGGCGGCUUGCCGCAGGCCGCCGCGGUGAUCCGCCACCAGCAAGAGCUCGGCCGGCUCAACCAGAUUUAUCUGACGCUGAUUUCGAGUAAUGCCGGUGAAGACGAGUUCGUGCUGCUCUGGACGGCAGCGUCGGUGCCCGGGCUGAAGUCGUUGACCGUGUCGUGGCACAACGACAGGGAAUUCGACCGGUGCCCGAUGGUCUUUGGGCCGGUGUUUCAUUCCUCCCUCAAGUACUUCUACUGCUGGGUAGGUCCGGGACUGGAGCUCUUUUUCAACUUCGUGCUGGACGGCCAUGCUUCCACCCUGGAGGUGGUGGACCUCGUCGGCGGCGACCUCACGACCGUGACUUCGCCCUCGACGGCGCCGCUCCUCGCCAGCUUGCCGAAGCUCCGCCGGCUUGCCUGCCCUCCCCUGCCCGACAUGGAGGCGGUGGCAGCCUGCGAGCUGCUGCGGGAGAUCCUGCUGUACGUGACAACGCCAAGCCUGCCGUUUGCACCGGCGGCCGCGGUGUUUCUGGGGAACGCGAAGCAGCUGACCAAAGUGAACCUGAAGUAUCAUACCGAUUCCAGCAACACCCACGCCAAUGACCUGGUCAGGGCGUUGGUCUUGUCCGGACCCUCGCGAGUAGAGUCGUUAACGAUCAGUACCGAAGACGGCUAUUUGGAAUUCCCUCAGCUGCAGCCGCUGCCCCACGCCCUGCCGCUGAUGCCGGCGCUGCGGAAGCUGAGUGUUUGGGCAGCGCCCGAUGAACUCCUGCUGGCAAUCACGCCCGCCACGGCUCCGGCCCUGCGGACGCUGAAGGUGUUCCCGCUGGGGCCGAGAGACCAGGAUAGUGGGUGCGCGCACUCCUGCCUGCACAGGGAGCCGAUGCAGACCGUCUUGUCGAGGAACCCGGCGCUGACGCUCAUCGCGUACUGCUCCUACUACUGCGGUCCGAGUUUAUCCUGCGAGUGGUGCGAGGAAGGCUGCCACCGAGAGGUGUGGAGGAAGGAAUGGGAGGGCGGAUGGGACGGGAGUGGCUGGGCGGUCGACGAAGGUGACCCCUGUCCGCUCACUGAUUGGAUCCCCAUCCCUAGAAUUAGAUUCUGUCGUUAGUGAUUGAGUUCGUUCAAACGAAAAUUUUCGUUGAUUUAACGAUUUAGUUAAUUAGUACUUUUGCAUAUGAUUUAUGGAAAAUUUGUUUAGAUUUACGAUGCCGAGGUGUAGUUUUAUUUUUGUUGGCGUAUACACACCUGCAAUUGAUUAACAAAAAUUACUUUGGUCACAACUGAUUCUUGUUCAUUUUUCUCUUUCUCGUGGCCAUUUUGAACAAAAUGAAUUACACAGAUAGCAGUUGACUUUGUAAUGGAAACCUUGUGGAUCAGGGAACAUGUCACUUGCCUUUUAUCUAUAUAUUUCGAAUUUAAGUGUAAUAAGACAAUUUUUUUUUAAUUAUUUAUUUUCAUAAUUUAUUUUUAUGAUUCAGACGUGAUCUAACUCUUGUAUCCGGACAUGCUCGUAACUGGUGUGCUCUAUGUGUGUCAACAUUUGACGUUUGCCUGAAAUAAACUUGGUUAUUACCAAGAUCAAGUUA
Molecule: messenger RNA, 2243 nt
Organism: Frankliniella occidentalis (western flower thrips)
Lineage: Eukaryota; Metazoa; Arthropoda; Insecta; Thysanoptera; Thripidae
Exons: 2
Coding region: 380-1765 (461 amino acids)
Molecular function (GO): protein binding
Source: RefSeq, a predicted model, not a curated record